GCCAACGGCGGGGAGCACGGCGCGAUGCCUCUUCGGUGCCAGCAGAGCCCGGUGGUGGCAGGCAGCGUCACUUUGGCCGCCUUGGGGGCACUGACCCUGUACCUCGCGAAGCCUUCGGGCUACGGGAAGCACACGGAGAGCCUGGUGCCCGGGGCUGCCCGCCUGCCCGCGCGCGCCGCCUGGUUUUUUCAGGAGCUGCCCUCCUUCGUGGUGCCCGCGGGCAUCCUGGCCCGGCAGCCCCGCGCUCUCUUCGGACCUCCUGGCACUGUGCUUCUGGGCCUCUUCUGCGCGCAUUACUUCCACAGGACGUUUAUUUACUCGCUGCUCACCCGAGGGAGGCCUUUCCCAGCUGCACUGUUUUUCCAAGGCUUUGUCUUCUGCAUCGGAAAUGGGUUCCUCCAGGGCUACUAUCUGAUUUACUGUGCGGACUACCCUGAUGCCUGGUACACGGAUCUAAGGUUUAGCUUGGGUGUCUGCAUAUUUAUUCUGGGAAUGGGCAUCAACAUUCACAGUGACUAUAUAUUGCGCCAGCUCAGGAAGCCUGGAGAAAUCACCUACAGGAUCCCACAAGGUGGCUUGUUCACGUACGUUUCUGGAGCCAACUUCCUGGGUGAGAUCAUUGAAUGGAUCGGCUAUGCCUUGGCUGCCUGGUCCCUCCCAGCAUUUGCAUUCGCAUUUUUCUCACUGUGUUUCCUUGGGCUGCGUGCUUUUCACCACCAUAGGUUCUACCUCAAAAUGUUUGAGGACUACCCCAAAUCUCGGAGAGCCCUUAUCCCAUUCAUCUUUUAAAGAACGCGAAAAAACCAGGAGCCAGGCUCCGACAGCACCAGUGAAAACUGUCAAGCUGCUGAAACUUCACUUUUUUUUUUUUAUUAAACUUUUAUUUAAUGAAUAUAAAUUUCCAAAGUAUAGCUUAUGGGUUACAAUGGCUUCCCCCCUCCCAUAACUUCCCUCCUGCCCGCAACCCUCCCCUUUCCCGCUCCCUUUCCCCUUCCAUUCAUGUUAAGAUUCAUUUUCAAUUCUCUUUAUAUACAGAAGAUCAGUUUAGUAUAUAUUAGGUAAAGAUUUCAACAUUUUUCACUUUUAAGUGCCGCCACCUGCAUACGUAGUGGUCGGUCGCUUGGUGUUCUGCCAGCGGGCCUGGGGAUUGUGAGUGGGGCUGGCCUAGGGUUUCUCCCACCCAUCCAGAGAGUUCUGUACUGGUCUCCCAUUGGAGCUUCAAAUGGACCCUGUCCCCUAGAGACUUCCCCUUCCUUGCUGUUCCUCCCGGAAAGUGCAAGGCUCCCCCUGGUAUUCUGCCAUGGGGAAUGCAGCUACAUGUGCCUGCCGGGGUCUCUGGAGCAGUGGGGGAGGGGGGCGGGCUGGGAGUCAGGAAUGUUCUGGGUGGAGGACACGCUUGCCAAGCUUAGUGAAGGCGUACAUUGUGUGUGCCUCUACACAGUAGCAGAGACGUACAUUCUGAAACCACACCGCCCUCGAACAAACUCACUCCCACAUGGCGACCGAGCCGUCUCUUCCUUUUCCUUCAGUAGGAAGGAGACGAAGCGAUCAGAUAGACUUUAGAUGAAAGGGCCCCCUCCUCAGGUGGCCGAGAACACGCUGAUGCACGGAGUCCGUUUGAGAGCUGUGCAGCCUCUCAGCUGAUGAGUGCCUCUGUGUUUGGAGGAUUUCUCAAUCCCCAUCAGAGAUCAUCACAGCCUGGCCUGGAGAACUGGUGUGCAUUUUCUUGAAGGCCAGGCUUUUAUGACCACAAAGAAAAAGAUGUGACCUUGGAUGGCCAGUGAGGGAGCCGAGAAGUGUUUCACUGUAGACGUUGCAAACCUGGGUGUUCUGGAAGCUGAUGGGAAUAGCCCCAUCAUGGGAACAUGUGGAAUGAGGGAAACCUGUGAGUGAGAGUGGACGGUGUUUGGCUCGAGGAGAUGUCUCCAAGGAUAUGAAAUGCAUCAGAGGCACUGAGAACUUCCCUGUCCUGGCGUUCCUUCGUCAUAGUCCGUGGGACCUGGCCAAGAAGGUGUGUCCCCAGGGACAUGGGCCCACUGACCCUCACAGGCCCCGAGACCAGAAGCUGAGCACUGCAGGUGGAGGGCCACUUCGUGUAGGCAGAAACCUGUCUUGGUGGAGUCAGAUAAGGUUCCACACAUAGCUUGAUUACACAUAUAUAGAUAUAUAUUCAAUGUUUGCAAAAUUUUAAAACUGGGAGGCUGCUGCCUACAACUCUGGUAUUCUGACUUUCUAAAGCAGAUGGAGGAUGUGGGCACCCAGGUGAGCUGGGAAAUGAGCAAGCGUCUGGGUCUGUGACCCCUGGGAAGGGGUCAGCCAGCGUGGCAGCUGUUGUACGGGGCUCUCUGUGGAAGAGGUGGACACUCGUGGUCAGAUAUAUGAAAACAUCUGGUUUCUCAGGCCUGGGCUUACGGCAAGCAUUGACAGUAUUUAGCCAACACCAAUUUUGUUCACUGUGAUGCUAGGUAUAGAAAACCACCACGAGAAGCUUUGGAAACUUGAAAGAGCUGAAGAUGGGGCAGCUUACUGUAAAAUAGGAACUGUAACCGUAUCACGAGUACUUGUGCUGUUGAUGAAAUGCCUCUUGAGUCAUGGAUGUUCAGUGAUUUGGUUUGAAUUAAAAAAUAUGGGACAGCUGGA
Messenger RNA from Lepus europaeus (European hare), 2640 nucleotides. It is a transcript of the gene SRD5A2, whose product is annotated as steroid 5 alpha-reductase 2. Gene Ontology annotation, molecular function: 3-oxo-5-alpha-steroid 4-dehydrogenase activity. The coding region runs from base 25 to 789 and encodes 254 amino acids. The record is from RefSeq and is a predicted model, not a curated record. Gene Ontology annotation, cellular component: membrane. Gene Ontology annotation, biological process: steroid biosynthetic process. NCBI's taxonomy places the organism in Eukaryota, Metazoa, Chordata, Mammalia, Lagomorpha, Leporidae. The transcript is spliced from 5 exons.